AUGGAUGGUGCGAUUACAGCCGACAAAACAUUGGCGAAGCUGCGUUCUAAGGUCUUACCACUUACUUUGCAAUACCUACACUUGCGGUCCUGCAACAAGUGGACGUUUGCCCUUUUGCAAAGAAUAAACGAAGUUCCAGUGGAAGACCUGAGACUGAAGCACGUCGAGCUGUCUUUCGAGCCAUCACCUAAGAAUCUCCUUAUACAGUGUGAUGCUACAGAUCUGGGUCGACUGGAUUACUCUCGGCUACUCACAGAUCUUCAUCGUAAAGGAACCAAGAUCACCUUCUAUACUGGUUCUCAAGAAGUACAAGUCGACAUGCGCAAAGAGCUUGAGGCGCUUUCCUGUUUGACGCCUACCGAGGUCUGGCGCUGUUCAACUACGCACGCACCAUUCUCUGUGUGGCAUCCCGAAGCUAGCAAGAAGCGUCACUUGCUGAAGAUGGGCUUUCGAUAUUUCUUACGGCACGCGGACCAUCACUCGCAGCUCCUCAACAGCCCCACUUUCAACCUGGAGUCGUGGAUGCAAAGCGCCUUCUUCCACGGCAUCAGGAAUAGUAAAUGGGAUCCGCAGCUUCAAGAUUCAAAGAUGAAGGUACAAACAAUCGGGUCUAGUGGAUGGAACGAUAGGGCUCUUGGGAAGCGCGCAUUGAAACGACGACUUUUACCAAUACUGAAUCUGGACACUUAUCAGUUCAGUCUCUGCAUCGAACAGACACUUGCGCCAUUACCUAGAGAGAGCAAAUUCCUUGGUGCUAGCUUUACCACCAUGGACGGCAUGCGCGCGCAGCCCUCAGAUCAGCAUCGAGACACAGCGAAGAAACCUCGUCCGCACGAAAAGAAGAAGAAGAAGCGGUUGAAGCAGGCUGACUGCACCAAGCCUGCAUCGCAUACGAAGACCGAGGUUUAUGAUUUGGAGGACGACGUAGAAAGGCUGCGGCUAGGUUCCGCCAACGAUCCUCCUGAAGCCUCCCAGUUCAGCGCAACACUGUGGGCUGAAGUCACAUGGAAGUUGUUUCUGCAACCAAGGACGGCGAAAUUUGUUACAGAAAGUCUGGAACAGUUUGGCGACAUGUGA
Molecule: messenger RNA, 1077 nt
Organism: Alternaria atra
Lineage: Eukaryota; Fungi; Ascomycota; Dothideomycetes; Pleosporales; Pleosporaceae
Exons: 2
Coding region: 1-1077 (358 amino acids)
Source: RefSeq, a predicted model, not a curated record